Messenger RNA from Pangasianodon hypophthalmus (striped catfish), 1548 nucleotides. RefSeq names its product mitochondrial trans-2-enoyl-CoA reductase (gene mecr). Gene Ontology annotation, cellular component: mitochondrion. The record is from RefSeq and is a predicted model, not a curated record. Bases 124 to 1281 code for a protein of 385 amino acids. Gene Ontology annotation, molecular function: trans-2-enoyl-CoA reductase (NADPH) activity. The transcript is spliced from 10 exons. NCBI's taxonomy places the organism in Eukaryota, Metazoa, Chordata, Actinopteri, Siluriformes, Pangasiidae. Gene Ontology annotation, biological process: fatty acid metabolic process.
ACGAAGAUUGGGUCUAGAAUUGCGCAACAACAUGGCUGCCUAGUGUAUAACAUUGUGUUGCUGAGGUGUGUGUUGACAGUUGAGAGAGAUGCAGGUGAUCUAGUCCUGCAGCCCUGCGCUAAGAUGGAAGUGUGGCGUCUUGCGCGGGUUUUGUCCCGGAGAUUGUCGCUUCAGAGUUCGGCGUGUGGAGCAGCUUUAACCAGCAGAUCCCGGGUUCAGUGCAGAGGUGCGACUGGGCUACAGGGCAACACUUCUCGCUCUUACUUCUCAGCAACAGACAGCACUGCGCUAGUGUACAGGAGACAUGGAGAGCCAUCACAAGUUGUUCAGUUGGAGACUCUCAGGCUUCCUGCCCUGGAAGCUAAAAGUGCCCUUGUGAAGAUGCUUGCAGCUCCCGUCAACCCCUCGGAUAUAAACAUGAUCCAAGGAACCUACCCGAUACCUCUUGAUCUUCCAGCUGUAGGUGGCAAUGAGGGAGUGGGUCAGGUCUUAGAAGUGGGCAGCCAGGUCCAAACGGUCAAAGUGGGUGACUGGGUCAUUCUUAGAGAUACUGGUCUAGGCACAUGGCGGACUGCUGCUGUUUUCAAUGAGGAUGAUUUGGUGACAGUGCCCAGUGAUAUCUCCCUCCUUUCAGCAGCCACUCUAGGAGUCAACCCUUGCACUGCAUUCCGAAUGCUGUCUGAUUUUGAGAGUCUAAGCCCUGGAGACACUGUCAUCCAGAAUGCAGCUAACAGUGGAGUUGGACAGGCUGUGAUCCAGAUAGCUGCAGCAAAGGGUAUCCAUACAAUCAAUAUUGUCAGAGACAGGCCAGACCUGCAACAGCUGACUGACAGACUAAAAGCGAUGGGAGCCACAUAUGUGAUUAAAGAGGAGUCAUUAAGAAAGCCGGAAAUUAAGGACAUCUUUAAGGUUUAUCCUCAACCUAAACUGGCCUUUAAUGGUGUGGGAGGAAAAAGUGCCACGGAGCUUCUUCGGCAUUUACAGACUGGGGGCACCAUGGUGACAUAUGGAGGAAUGGCCAAGCAGCCAGUUACUGUGCCUGUGAGUGCUCUCAUCUUUAAGGACGUAAAAAUACGAGGAUUUUGGGUCACUCAGUGGAAAAGAGACAAUAAGCAUGAUGGUGAUGCGUUGUCCGUCAUGUUGGAAGAGCUGUGUACCCUGAUCCGUGCUGGAAAGCUGUCAGCCCCAUUCUGCACUGAAGUGGGCAUGAAGGACUUCCACAAAGCUCUGGACAAUGCCAUGAAGCCAUACAUCUCCUCUAAACAAAUUCUGGUCAUGUGAUCCCACACAAAUUCAGGUGUUAACAAUAGUAAUUAACAAGUAAUUAUUGCACUAAGACCAUGUGCACAAAUUAUGCUUUUAACGUUAAAAUCCAAUAAGCACUAUCCACUUGUGUAAUCCUCAUGAAAUAUUUCACAUUAGUUGAAGCCUCAAAUACUUUGUAUUAUUUAAUUUUUUUGGGGAGGAUGAAUCAUUUUUCUAAUACAUUGCAUUGAUAAAUGGAGGUGUGCAGUUGGGAUACAGCCCAUUAAAAAGGUUUUCAAAUAA